Andrographis paniculata is the source of this 549-nucleotide messenger RNA. Its product is annotated as agamous-like MADS-box protein AGL61. Gene Ontology annotation, biological process: positive regulation of transcription by RNA polymerase II. The transcript has a single exon. NCBI's taxonomy places the organism in Eukaryota, Viridiplantae, Streptophyta, Magnoliopsida, Lamiales, Acanthaceae. The record is from RefSeq and is a predicted model, not a curated record. The coding region runs from base 1 to 549 and encodes 182 amino acids. Gene Ontology annotation, molecular function: protein dimerization activity; DNA-binding transcription factor activity, RNA polymerase II-specific; RNA polymerase II cis-regulatory region sequence-specific DNA binding.
AUGGCGACUAGACAAACAAGGGGUCGUCAGAGAAUCCCUAUUCAACAAAUUGAGAAUAGGAAUGACAUGUACGCCACUUUUAGCAAGCGACGCCUUGGGCUGUAUAAAAAAGCGAGUGAACUAAGCACUCUUUGCGGUGUUGAUAUCGGAAUAAUUUUAUUCUCUCCUACUGACAAUCCAUACUCAUUUUCCCAUCCAAGUAUGGAGUCAGUGAUAGGGAGAUAUAGAAACCCCAACCACCCCACCAACAAUAACUCUCAACUCAUCGAUGCUCCAUCCAGGGACCGAAUUAAAGAGCUCAAUCAACAGUUAGACGAGAUCCUAGAAAUGAAGGAUCAAUUGAAAGAAAAGGACAAACAGCUCGAUGAGAUUGAUAGAACUCACUCCAAAGGCUGGUGGGAAGAGGUAGCCGUUGAGAGCCUUGAUGCAAGUGACGUUAAGCAGUGGACCACUUGGUUUGAGGCCCUUAAUGCCCGAGUCGAUAGACAGAUUGGCGAGACAACAAUAGCUCGAGCACUGGCGCCACAGGAUCAGCCAUAUAGUCCAUGA